Pseudozyma flocculosa PF-1 is the source of this 3816-nucleotide messenger RNA. RefSeq lists its product as uncharacterized. The record is from RefSeq and is a predicted model, not a curated record. Gene Ontology annotation, cellular component: cytosol. Bases 1 to 3816 code for a protein of 1271 amino acids. Gene Ontology annotation, molecular function: sulfite reductase (NADPH) activity; FMN binding; flavin adenine dinucleotide binding. The transcript has 3 exons. Lineage: Eukaryota; Fungi; Basidiomycota; Ustilaginomycetes; Ustilaginales; Ustilaginaceae.
AUGGCCGCCACUCACCAGUCGCUCUACCAGAGCGCUGCCAUCUUUGCAGGUGGCCUUGCCAUCGGCGCUGGCGCAUUCGCCCUCUCCAGAAACGCCUUUGCGCCCGCACACAAGCCCACAAAGGCCAUCAAGAGGAAGCUCUCCGACGCCGCAAACGCCGCCACCAACAAGGCAAAGGCGGCUGCCAUCGCACCGGCCGCCAACGACGACAAGGCCGCAGCCUCGCCCGCUCCUGUCGCCCCUGCCUCCAACAACGACAAGCAGGCAAAGGAGACCCUCGAUGCCGCCGCUGCCGCCCUAGAGGCCGCCCCCGGCCGCGUCGACCCUCCCCUCGCCCAGGUUCUCGACGCCGUCGACCAGAAGGGCCCCGGCCCCGUCCAGCCCGCCAAGCCCCAGGCCGAGGGCAACGUCGCCCCCAGCGGACCCGAUGCCACCGCAGGCGGCCAGAAGCUCAAGGGCCUCGUCAACGAGCAGCCCAAGCUCGACGCCGAGCCCGAGCCCUCGCCCCUCAACCGCGUCAGCCACCUCGACACCCGCGCCGACCUCUCGCUCGUCUCGGGCCCCUCGGCCGACGAGCUGGCCAAGCACGCCGCCGCACAGGCUUGGCUCACGGGCAUCCCCAGCCCCAACACCACCAGCACCGGCGUCAUCGACGCCAUCGCCUACGCCAACAGCACCGCCGUCUUCAGCUACGAGAGCGAGGCCAACGGCGGCUUCGGCGCCCACAGCGAGGCCCAGGCCGCCGAGGCCCUUGAUAAAGGCUGGACCCAGGGCAGGCCCAAGGUCUUCAAGAUGCAGACCCGCUCGGGAGCCGGCAACGCCAUCGUCGGCUACCUCUCGGGCGCCAAAAAGGGCUCGUCGUCGUCGGGCCCCACCCGCGUCGUCACCGCCCUGACCAACGCCGCCGGCUUCGUCGCCAUGGCUCCCACCCUCGCCGCUCUCGACGACGUCGCCACCGACGCCGGCAAGAUUGUGCUCCAGGUCUCGGCCGCUAGCCAGUCGACCGACGACGACCUGGCCAUCAAGAACGACUACGCCGCCGUCCUCGCCGCCACCGCCGCCCUCGGCGACGCCUUCGAGGUCGUCUUCUCGUCGACGCGCCAGGAGGCCGUCGACUCGGCCCAGUACGCCUACCAGUCGGCCAAGAACGUCGUCCACGUCUUUGACGGCGCCUUUGCCGGCAGAGAGGUCGGCCUUCUCUCGGUGCCCCAGAAGGGCGCCGCCGUCGCUGCGCCCGAGCACUUCCACUACACGGGACCAGCAAAGGCCACCGCCGUUCUCGUCGUCCCCAACGGCUCCCACAGCCAGUCGGCGCGCGCCGUCCUGGUGACGCUGCCGCCCGCCGUCCGCCACAACAUCGGCGUGCUCUCGGUCAAGGUCGUCCGCCCCUGGAGCGACGCCGAGCUGCGCAAGGCCAUCCCCGAGACCGUGCAGAGCCUACACGUGCUCGAGGAGAUUCCCUCGGGCUCGACGUCGGGCCUCGUCUACGAGGACGUCAUGGGCUCGCUCUUUAGCGACGCCUUCCUCGGCGCCGGCAGCGCGCCCCGCAAUGUGUUUAGCGUCGCCCUCGAGGCCGGCCAGAACCUCGUUGCGGCCGAGUGGUUCGAGCUGCUCAAGACGGUCGCCGCCUCCCCGGCCGCGCCCGUCAAGCUGGGUGACGUCUUUGACGCCGCGACCCAGCAGCCCGACCUGCUCGCCCUCUCGGGCGCCUCGCUCGCUUCGGGCCUGGUCCGCUCCGACCUCAUCCUCACCGGCCGCCCCGAGUCGGCCUCGGACGCGCCCAUCGAGCUCGUCGGCGACGACAAUUCGUCCAAGGUCCUCGUCGUCAGCGAUCCGGCCGUCACCCUCAAGAGCCUCGCGCCUUUCCAGUCGCUGGUCCGCGGCGGCACCGUCAUCGUCAACGUGCCCGGCUGGGACGCCGCCGAGCUCGAGUCGAAGCUGCGCGCCGAGGACAAGAAGGUUCUCGCCGAUAAGGGCGCUCGCCUGCUCCUCGUCGACGCCGCCGCCGUCGUCGAGCAGCUCAACACCAAGACGGCCAACGCCCGCGGUGGCAAGGCCAAGGCCGGCGACGACGUUGUCCCAAAGGAGAUCGCCGCCGCCGUCCUUCUCGUUGCCUUCCUGCGCACCCAGCUCGACCUUGGCGGCGAUGCCCUGGCUGCGUUUGUCACGCGCAUCCUUGGCACCGCCCCCGUCGGCGUCGACGGCGUUGCCGGCCUUGUCCAGGCCACCGAGGCCGCCGUCGAGCGCUUUGCCUUUUCCAACGCCGAGUGGGCCAACGCCGAGCCCCUCGAGGGGGAAUCCGCCAGCGCGCCCCGCCCCACCCACAUCCGCUACAACGGCUUCACCCGUAGUGCCGACGCCGCCCUCGCCGGUGUCGAGGUGGCGCCCUCGCGCAACACAUGGGCGCUCCCCGCGUGGCAGCAGCUCUUCUCCGAGGCCUACGAGACCGACACGUCGGCCAUCCGCCCGGACCUGCCCGAAAAGACGUGGGUCAUUGAGGUCACCGAGAACCGCAGGCUCACGCCCGUCGACUACGACCGCAACGUCUUCCACAUGGAGCUCUCGACCAAGGGCACCGACCUCCGCUACGAGGUCGGCGAAGCCCUCGGCGUCCACGGCUGGAACGACGAUGACGAGGUGGCCGACUUUAUCCGCUGGGCCGGCUUCGACGCCGACGAGGUCGUCAGCGUCCCCUCGCUCGCCAAGCCGGCCAAGUUUGAGACGCGCACCGUCUUCCAGGUCCUCCAGCAGAACCUCGACAUCUUUGGCAAGCCGCCGAAGCGCUUCUACGAGGCCCUCAGCAAGAUUGCCACCAACCGCGACGAGGCCCGCUGGCUCCGCUUCAUCAGCUCGGCCGAGGGGUCGGCCACCUUCAAGAAGUACUCGGAGGUCGAGACGCUCACCUACGCCGACGUCCUCCGCAUGUUCCCCUCGGCCCGCCUGCCGCUCGACCUGCUCCUCACCGAGGUCGAGCCCAUCAAGCCCCGCCACUACUCGAUUGCCUCGGCCCAGGCCGCCGUCGGCGAGUCGGUCCACCUCCUCGUCGUCACCGUCGACUGGAAGACGCCCAGCGGCAGCCCGCGCUACGGACAGUGCACCCGCUACCUGUCCAAGCUCAAGCCCGGCGCAAAGGUCACCGUCUCGCUCAAGCCCUCGGUCAUGAAGCUGCCGCCCAUCGACUCGCAGCCCAUCAUCAUGGCCGGCCUCGGUACCGGCGCCGCCCCCUUCCGCGCCUUUAUCCAGGCCCGCGCCGUCAAGCGCGCCCAGGGCAUCGACGUCGGACCCCUCGUCUACUACUUUGGCUCGCGCUACCGCUCCGCAGAGUACCUCUACGGCGAGGAGCUCGAGGCCUACCUCCAGGAUGGCGUCCUCUCCCACGUCGGCCUCGCCUUCUCGCGUGACACGUCCAAGAAGGUCUACAUCCAGCACAAGAUCCAGCAGGACGGAGAGAUGCUCACCAACUACCUCGCUCCCGAGAUUGAGGCUCUCAAGAAGCUCGGAGGUUCCGCCGAGGUUGCCAUCCGCGACGGCGCGCUCGACGACCACGUCGAUGAGGGCAAGAAGGGAUACUUCUUUGUCUGCGGACCGACCUGGCCCGUCCCCGACAUUCACGAGGCCAUUGUCUCGGCCUUUGUCGAGCGCGGCUGGACGCAGGAGCGCGCCGAGCAGAGGAUCGAGGAGCUCAAGGAAGAAGAGAUGGAUUUUGGAGGUGUACUGAUGGCGUUGAGCGUUGUAGACGAUGCCGACGACGGCGACGAGAAUGAGGAUCUGACGAUUGCGACGAUAUCUGGACGAGCGUGGUGGUGUCGGCGAUGA